CUGGCAGAGAUGAGCCUGUCCAUCCAAAGCAUGUGAUGACCAGCAACAUAUAUAAAGACUUACCACCAAAUACUUGAUUCAAAGGAAACACUGACAUUUAGCAAUUUGUAUGACCUUGUAUUGCAUCCACCCUUUUCGUCCAAGAUGAAAAUUGUGAUACCCAUAAUCGUCUUUGUGGCAGUGGCAGGUUUUCACAGGGUGAUUUCUGCGUCUCUGAAUUCAACUGAGAGCACUGAAUCAUCUGAAGAAAUAGAGUCUGAAGAGCGCACUACACCACAAAAUCAAAAUGAUCUGGAGUUUGAGGCAGCACAUGUGAAAGAUGAAGACAGUUUACGAGUGACACGCAUGGAGGGAAAUGAUGAAGAAUUAGAUGGCAAAGAAGUAAUUGAUGAAGAAGAUACUGUAGAUGGUGAGAAAAAGGGAAAGUGCACUGCAGAAAAGAGAGGGAACACCAGAAGCGAGUCUUUAGAAACAGGCACUGAGGGCGACUACUCUAAACACACAACAGAGCACACUAAGCAGGUGGAUAAGAGUGUGAAAAGUGCUGAAGAUCUCAAUCAGUAUGAAGAAAUGAGAUAUGAUUCAUAGACUGGAGUGUUAUUAAGCCAAGUUUGAUAAGACAGUUGAGGAAGUUAUAUCUUUUAAACCUAAAUUGUUUUAUAAAAUAUUGCUUGCUAAAAGCGUGUUAUAAAAGUGCUAAACUCCAAUAAACUGCAAGCCUUGUUUUGACAAAAUUUGAAAGAUCACAGCUUUUUUAAUACAUUCACCACCGUGCAAAAUGUAAAAAAAGAAGAGAAUUUAAGUGGGUGUAAUAACAUGGGAGGUGUACAGCUGUAUGAUUAUAUGGCCUCUUAGGAGGAAAGAGUUUUUAAGUAACAGAUGUAGGUAAUGGAUCUAGGACGGCUAUCCAGGCCAGCGCUGUCUACGGUGCUCAUUUGUCUGCAUUGUCCCAGCUUAUUUUUGGACCAAAGAUGCUCUCCACCCUCUUCCAAAGCCUGAUAGGAAUGAAUUGUUUUAUUUAAAAUGCCCUUGAGCAAAUUCUCUCGAAAUGUUUUGUUUGAACUGAUGUGGAAAUGUUGAUGCUUGGGUUGUAUUUUAAAGUGAUAACCAAAUGACUGACAAAUUA
This is a messenger RNA of Misgurnus anguillicaudatus (oriental weatherfish), 1126 nucleotides long. RefSeq lists its product as uncharacterized. Lineage: Eukaryota; Metazoa; Chordata; Actinopteri; Cypriniformes; Cobitidae. The record is from RefSeq and is a predicted model, not a curated record.